This is a messenger RNA of Neltuma alba, 1194 nucleotides long. RefSeq names its product casein kinase II subunit beta-1-like. Gene Ontology annotation, cellular component: protein kinase CK2 complex; cytoplasm. Gene Ontology annotation, molecular function: protein kinase regulator activity. The coding region runs from base 326 to 1183 and encodes 285 amino acids. The record is from RefSeq and is a predicted model, not a curated record. NCBI's taxonomy places the organism in Eukaryota, Viridiplantae, Streptophyta, Magnoliopsida, Fabales, Fabaceae. The transcript is spliced from 5 exons.
UGGGCACCAAUAUUCCCGAAUUCGAAACAAACAUUUUGGAAGCCUAUAUGGCUAUAUGCUAUACUAGUCGAUCUUAUAUUAGAGGUGAUGCUCAUAGCAUUUUUGUUCACGCCACACUCUUUUCUCGUCCUUCCUUUCUUCCCCACAUCCAUAUCCCUCCCCAGACCUAACCCCUUACAGGAUUGCAUAGAUUUGUGCCAUGGCUUCUCCGCCAGAUCUCUAAACUGCCUCCAAGAUGCUCUACUUUCGCGAUUGGCUUUGCGAGCUAUGACUCGGUGCCAUUUUUGUUAAUUUUGCGAUUGGGUAAGUUUUGAGAGGUGGAGGCAUGUACAGAGCGCGAGGUGUUGUUGGGUCCAAGUCCGAGGUGGGUUCGGUUGAUCGCAAGCGCAUCAAUGACGUCCUCGACAAGCAGCUCGAACGAUCCUCGCCGUCCACUUCCAGGGCAGUCAAGGCGAAGGACAGUGCGGCGGCGCAAUCCAUUUGGGCUGCUAAACUACCCUAUGAUCACAGGGACGCUCACUCUGCCUCUGUCUCUAAGAACUCCGAUGCCUCUGAUGAGGAAUCUGAAACAGACAGUGAGGCAUCAGAUGUUAGUGGUUCUGAUGGGGAUGACACCUCUUGGAUCUCAUGGUUUUGUAAUCUAAGAGGAAAUGAAUUCUUUUGUGAAGUUGAUGAUGAUUACAUACAAGAUGAUUUCAACCUUUGUGGAUUAAGCAGUCAAGUUCCUUACUUUGAUUAUGCCCUUGAUUUAAUUUUGGAUGUUGAAUCCUCUCAUGGUGACAUGUUCACAGAGGAACAGAAUGAGUUAAUUGAAUCAGCUGCAGAGAUGCUUUAUGGUCUGAUUCAUGCUCGAUAUGUUUUGACAAAUAAAGGAAUGGCUGCUAUGAUGGAGAAGUACAAAAACUACGACUUUGGCAGGUGUCCAAGAGUUUACUGCUCUGGACAACCCUGCCUUCCCGUUGGUCAGUCAGACAUUCCUAGGUCAAGUACUGUGAAGAUAUACUGUCCUAGGUGUGAAGACAUCUACUAUCCCCGGUCCAAGUAUCAAGGCAAUGUUGAUGGAGCUUAUUUUGGAACCACAUUUCCUCACCUCUUCCUGAUGACUUAUGGCCAUCUGAAGCCACCAAAACCAUCGCAGAGCUAUGUUCAAAGAGUUUUUGGUUUCAAAGUUCACAAGCCCUGAAACUGAAUGAA